AGUCCGUUCACUUCAGCGUCUCAAAGUCAGUUUGGUGAAAUUCUCCCAAACUGCAAGGACUGUACUGCAUUAGAUUCCGCCUCAUCAGUUAUGAAUUCUUUCCAGGAGUCUCAAUCUGAUUUGGAGGUGAUCUUAGAGUUCCUAGAGGAGUACUACAGACAAAACACUGCAGAAAAAGUGGACGAGGUGUACAGGAUUGCAGGUGUGCCUGUAGAUGAAAGAUGUGCACCUGUGGAUUCAUGCGAGCAGCGCUGGACGUGCUAUGAUCCACCUAUAAUCAAACAUGAACUUCAGUCUCUGCUGGCACACGACACCCAACCAGCUCUCAGCCAGAACACAACAGCAACCUUGUUUGAGCGUGGGGCACUGCCAAACUUUGUAUCAACAAGGCAACCAACAAAACACACAGCGGGGAGUGGUGGAAAGGUGCGCCUCUUUCACUUUCUGUUUGAGAUGUUGGAGGAUCCGAACAUGGCCCACUGUGUGUCCUGGGUGCCAGCAGCCGGCGGCGUUUUCCGCUUUUCCUCCACGAACAAGGACCAGGUGGCGGCGCUGUGGGGGCAGAGAAAGGGCAACAAGAGGCUCAUGACUUACCAGAAGAUGUCCCGCGCCCUCAGGAACUACGCCCGGUCCGGAGAGAUCUUCAAGGUGAAGAAGAAGCUCACCUACCAGUUCAGCCAAGAGACACUGAUGUUACUGCGGAAGUGUCAACGAGGAGAUCUGUAA
Cottoperca gobio is the source of this 726-nucleotide messenger RNA. RefSeq names its product Spi-2 proto-oncogene (gene spi2). Lineage: Eukaryota; Metazoa; Chordata; Actinopteri; Perciformes; Bovichtidae. The coding region runs from base 91 to 726 and encodes 211 amino acids. The transcript has 5 exons. Gene Ontology annotation, cellular component: nucleus. Gene Ontology annotation, molecular function: DNA-binding transcription factor activity, RNA polymerase II-specific; sequence-specific DNA binding. The record is from RefSeq and is a predicted model, not a curated record. Gene Ontology annotation, biological process: regulation of transcription by RNA polymerase II; cell differentiation.